GCAGGUUCUUGAAUUGUUGUGCUACAUAGGAUGUCUCACUUUUGGUACAUUCUUGGAACUUGGGCUACCUAUGAGUUUGUUCGAUACUUCAUGAAAUCAGCCUUGAAACUCAUGAUCUCUGGUACCAGUGAGAAACAAGACACUGAAGAACCUAAUAACCUUCCAAAUGCUUCAGAGAUCCUAUUUUUUCCUGAUCAGAAGUUUGUACUAGGAUUUGGAGACAGAAUACAACCUGAUGAUGGGGAACCUUCACAAAAUGUUGUGCGAAUGGUUGAGUACUUGAAUAAAGCUGAGAGUACUCUGGAUGUCUGUAUGUAUAUCCUCACUCAUCGCAAUUUAUGCAAUGCCUUAAUAGAGGCUUCAUACAGAGGUUUGAAAAUAAGAUGCAUAGUGGAUAAGAAGGUUGCCUCUGAGGGUUAUGGAGCUGGGGAGAUGGUGGGAAACCUUAGAAGAAAAGGGAUUGCAGUGCGAUGCUUUGAGACUACCUUUCUGAUGCAUCACAAAUUUGUGGUAAUUGACAAGAAAAUUGUAAUGAUGGGCUCUUUCAACUGGACCAUGCAAGCAGUAUGUGGAAACAAUGAUGUUGUGCUGAUAUCCAAUCAUGCUGAUAUUGUCAACCCUUUUGUGGAAGAGUUCCUCUGGAGCUGCUUGAAUGAUGCAACUUGCAGCAUCGAUGCAUGCCUAUUUGUUCUGGCAUCAUCUGAAGUUGGGGAAGCCCUCAUGAGAGCAAGUGCUCGUGGAGUGGCAGUCAGCAUUCUGAUCGACAGGGAGAUGAUGUCUUACCAGGGAUCCCAGGCCCAUAAUCUUCUCAAACUUGGCAUACGCAUCAUGAGCCUGGCAACACCACUCCUCCUCCAUCAUAAAUUUAUCAUCAUUGACAACAGGAUUGUCAUUGAUGGGAGUUUCAACUGGACCACCAAAGGAUUGGCAGGGAACUUUGAGAAUGCUAUUGCAACCAACGACCCAAACACGGUUUGCCUCUUUGUUCAACAGUUCCAACGCAUCAAGAGGCACAUCAUCGAUGACUGCCUCCAUGCACGCAAGGUGCACAAAGGAGAGGGUAAUGUGAUGACCACAGAAGAUUUUAUUCCAGAAUAG
Molecule: messenger RNA, 1098 nt
Organism: Darwinula stevensoni
Lineage: Eukaryota; Metazoa; Arthropoda; Ostracoda; Podocopida; Darwinulidae
Source: the annotation of a GenBank genome assembly